AUCCAAAUUUAAUCACUCGCACCUUGCGCCACACGGAUCACCGACCCUUUCCACUUCCCACUUCCCACAGGCGGAUUAUCUCUCAACUAAAUCCAAUCCAACCUCGCAGAGGCAGAGCAGCAAUGGCGGCCAUAAGCUCUGUUGUAGGAACUGGAAGCGUGCCCCAAAUCCAAAAUCGUAGUGGCCUUGCCCCUUUCACCCCUUUACAUAUUUCCUUAUUUUCUCCAACCAGGAACUUGACACACCCAGAAGACCACAGAAAUAUCUGGAUAUCUAAAUAGCAAGCUAACCAACUUCAAGAUAUCAACCUCACAUCAGACAGAGGGAGAGUGAUCAUCGAUCGAUCCGUCGAUCGCCAUGGGAAAUUGUUAUGCAGCUCCUGUGAAUAACCAUAGCUCGUCUACCCGAGCAACAUCUAGAAACAAUAGCAAGCAAAAUGGAUUGGCAGGAAUCAAAAAGGCUGCUGGGAAUAGUAGUGGCAAAACAAGUAGCGGAAUAACCCCAAAAAAUGCUAGCAAGGCAAUAGGCAAAGGCAACAGCAAUAAUAAUAUUGAAGAAAGUGCAGCUCCUGAUGCAGCAGCUCCAAGUGAAAGUGUGGAAACUAAAGUACCAAAGUCGAAAGAGUUUAGUUUAGCAGAGCUGAAGAAGUGCACUCGACGUUUCAGACCAGACAUAAUAGUGGGUGUGGGAGGUUCCGGUAGGGUUUUCAAGGGAUGGGUAAACAAGGACACCUAUGCUCUGUCCCGGUUCGGCAUUGGCAUGGCCGUUGCCGUCAAGAAGUCCAACCCCGAUAGCUAUCGAGGCCUCCAAGAAUGGCAGGCAAAAGGUGAAGAACCACUGCGAUGGGAAUUAAGACUUAAGAUAGCAAUUGGAGCUGCACGAGGUCUUGCUUUUUUGCACACCUCAGAAAAAGUCAUCUACCAUGACUUUAAGACCUCCGACAUUUUGCUGGAUUCGGCCCAAUAAAUGGCAACUCCCAUGUAACCACAAGCGUCAUAGGCUCUUAUAGAUAUGUAGCUCCGGAAUAUG
Molecule: messenger RNA, 1029 nt
Organism: Prunus mume (Japanese apricot)
Lineage: Eukaryota; Viridiplantae; Streptophyta; Magnoliopsida; Rosales; Rosaceae
Source: RefSeq, a predicted model, not a curated record